AUGUCUCCGCCGAAAUCCUCAUCGGGAAAAACCGCAAAACCUUUAAUUCCGGGCGUUUUCGGCCCCCACCAGCCGUCGAUUCUCUCUGCGGAAAGCAUAGCCGAGAUUAGAGGAUCCACCAGGAUUCCGUCGGAGGUCGAGAUCAGAUUCCCGGAGGCUCAUGAGUCUCCGGUGAACCCCCCUCCAGGGUACUGUUGCGCGUUCGAGAUAUUCUUCUCUGCGUGCGGUCUGUCAUUCCCCCUUCCCGAACUCAUCGUGACGAUGAUGUUCGAACUGGGCUUCGCUCUUCCCCAGAUGUGCCCCAACUUUGUUCGGACUGUCUUGUGCCUUCAAACUCUGGGGGAGGAGUUCAACUACCAGUUGUCAUUGGCCGACUUCCUCCAGGUGUACACGGUGAAGACUGGUCGUACCAAGGGCACACUCUACGUAAGCCCGCUUGCCGGGCUAAAGGUCUUUGACGACCUGCCCGAGAAGGAUGAAAAGUGGCGGAAGUCCUAUUUCUUCUUCCCGGUUAACGAGCUCACUUUCGGCCACCGCGUGAGUUCGCACGUAUCAAAGUGGACUUCGAAAAUUGAUCACUUCAAACGCGGAUUGCUUUGCCCCACAUUCGCGGAGUUUUUCUCGAGGUUCUGCAGCCAUGGACAAAUUGCUUGGGAUUCUUUCUCCUGCGAAAUGAUCAGAGAGUCCACGGUGAGGCUCGGAAGACGUUCUCUAGUCUGUUCUACCCCCGUGAGCGUUUCGGAGAUGAAUUAUAGGGAAGAAAGGACAUGCCGAGCUACCAAAAAAGAGGCAAAGAAACAGAUGGCGAUGGCCCUUGCUGAAGGCAAAGCUCGCCUUUCUAACAAGAAUUCCUCCGGAUCCUCCGUUCUCGAGGUGAGCGGGACUUCCGCACCUCCAACUGGCUCUCCCGAGCUUGGUACAGAAUCAACUAGGGCUCCUGCUGGCCCGUUGGUUCCCUCCGUGAUUGUCAUUGCUGAUUCUAGCGAUGAGCCACGGGAGGUCGCUGCUUCCCUCCCGGCAUCGAAGAAAACCUCUGCUGAGAUUUCCUCUCAGCAAACCGAUUCAUCGAAGAAGAGGAAGGAGCCCGAGACCGCCUCCUCUUCUCGUGAAAAAGUCCGAGCCCGGACUGGCUCAUUAGGGGAUGAGCAAAAUAAACCGAGCUCGAAAGACAGGGGUCCCUCCUCAGAGAGGAGAUCUAAAGAGGCCCCCCCGCCUAGAGAUUCCGGGGACUCCUCUAGGAGGAACCCGCUGAAGGAACAACGUCCUCUCGCCCGAGUCCCCCCUGCAUCCCCAGCUGACCUAAUGAGGAGCUACGUACAGCCUGGAGUUCGGAUUCCGGCGUUUGCUGACAUGACCGAGGUCAAUCGUGCGAACUACUUCCGUUUUACGGUUAAAAUCGGCGAGCUAAUGAUCGAGUUCAACUCCUCGGUGAAAGAGUACGCCAGGCUGGAGGCUGAGAAUGCUAGCACCGUAGCGAAAGCCGAGCAAAUCCGAGCGCGGAUGAAGAAGGCUGAAAUAGAGGUGCUCGACCUUGGGGUUGCCAACGAAGACCUCCGAGACAAACUGAAGAAGGCGGGGGACCUUUACUUCGAAGCGGCGGAGGACGCAAAGGCAGCCAAGAAUAGGUUGCACGAGAUCGAGCUUCGCAAUCAGCUACUCGAAGCUGGCAACAGCUGCGAGAUUGAGAGGGUGCGAAGGGAGGAGAGGCAGGCAAUGAGGCGGACUCUCCGUCCUCUGGUUGAGGAGGUGAGGGUCACCUUCGAAGAGAGGGAGAAGCUAGCUCCGCUCCAGGUCCGAGCUGCUGAGAUUAGGGCGAACCGGAUGCUGAUCGAGGAGAUCGCCAGAGGAGAGAUCCAAGACAUGGAGGCCGAGCUCGGACUCCUGAAAGCUGACGAAGAGGUGGCGGACGAGAAGGUUUCGAAGGUAACUCCUCGUGACCUCGACUUCUCAGUAUUCUCAGAUCUUUUGGCGGAUACACCCGAUCUCUUGUGCAGCGAGAACCCGCUAAGCGUCAUAAUCGAUGAGUGCGGCACUAAUCUCGGGCAAAUGUCAAAGCAGGGAAUGGACGAUUUUCUGGCGAACAGCAGGCCGGAAGAGGAGCUCGCAGAGAUGGGCUUGGCCCUAUCCGAAGCGGCGUCUGAUCCCGCUCUUCCUAAUCCUUAG
Camelina sativa (false flax) is the source of this 2163-nucleotide messenger RNA. NCBI's taxonomy places the organism in Eukaryota, Viridiplantae, Streptophyta, Magnoliopsida, Brassicales, Brassicaceae. The record is from RefSeq and is a predicted model, not a curated record.